Molecule: messenger RNA, 330 nt
Organism: Acanthocheilonema viteae
Lineage: Eukaryota; Metazoa; Nematoda; Chromadorea; Rhabditida; Onchocercidae
Source: the annotation of a GenBank genome assembly
AUGAAACAUGCCUUGGCUUUCAUAAUCUGUUUCGAACGAUCUCUUGUUAAUGGCAAUGUGGAAUCGGCAUUUCAACAUUGUUCCGGUUUCAUCCGUAAUCAUUAUCGACGAAUUAGACGGUGUUACGAUUCAGAACGUGGCAUACAGCUGCAACGAAAAGCAUUUCAUCGUACAAUGUCCGUUACGCCAAACCGUAUAUCGGAAGUACCAUAUUUACUUGUUAACGGAUAUAGUCCAAAUCCGGAUUCCAAUAAUUUGGAUAUACAUGCUUUGCAAUUAAUGUUGAAGAAAUGGAAACGUAUGUUCCGUGAUGAUUAUUCAUUUAAAUGA